This is a messenger RNA of Conger conger (European conger), 13782 nucleotides long. It is a transcript of the gene nf1b, whose product is annotated as neurofibromin 1b. The transcript has 56 exons. Gene Ontology annotation, biological process: regulation of GTPase activity. Lineage: Eukaryota; Metazoa; Chordata; Actinopteri; Anguilliformes; Congridae. The record is from RefSeq and is a predicted model, not a curated record. Bases 186 to 8468 code for a protein of 2760 amino acids.
UUCAAACUUCCGGUAGUGUCAUGGCGGCAUGGUAGUGUCUGCUAAAAAGAGAAAAAAAAAUAGCCAACCCCCACCGCCCAGUCCCGACAGCGGUUUCAUAGAAUUAACGGGUUGAAAAAUACGAAAAGAGGCACUAUCCUUGUUGGGAUUGCAGGUAGCCCAUCGCGGCUUCCAUCCGGCCGGCCAUGGCGGCGCACAAACCCGUGGAAUGGGUUCAGGCCGUAAUUAAUAGAUUCGACGAGCAGCUUCCGGUCAAAGCUGGACAGCAGAGCACCCACACCAAAGUCAGUACGGAGCACAACAAGGAAUGUCUGAUCAACAUCUCCAAGUACAAGUUCUCUCUGGUUAUCAGCGGCCUCACCAACAUCCUGAAGAAUGUGAACAACAUGCGUAUAUUUGGGGAAGCAGCAGAGAAAAACCUCUAUCUCUCUCAGCUCAUCAUCUUGGACACACUGGAGAAGUGCCUGGCGGGGCAACCCAAGGACUGCAUGCGGCUGGACGAGACCAUGCUGGUGAAGCAGCUGCUGCCGGAGAUCUGCCACUUCAUCCACACGUACCGCGAGGGCAACCAGCACGCGGCCGAGCUCCGAGCCUCCGCCUCCGGGGUCCUCUUCUCCCUCAGCUGCAACAACUUCAGCGCCGUCUUCAGCCGCAUCUCCACCAGGUUGCAGGAGCUCACGGUGUGCUCAGAAGACACGGUGGAUGUGCAUGACAUCGAGCUCAUACAGUACAUCAACGUGGACUGCGCCAAGCUAAAGAGGCUGCUUCAAGAAACGGUGUUUAAAUUCAAAGCUCUGAAAAAGCCGGCACAGCUCAGCGUCAUCAACAGUUUGGAAAAGGCCUUCUGGAACUGGGUGGAGAACUACCCGGAUGAGUUCACCAUGCUGUACCAGCGGCCUCAGACGGACAUGGCAGACUGUGCGGAGAAGCUGUUCGACCUGGUGGACAGCUUCGCUGAGAGCGCCAAGCGGAAGGCCGCGGUCUGGCCCCUGCAGAUCAUCCUGCUCAUCCUGUGUCCCAACAUCACACAGGACAUCUCUAGAGAGACGGUGGAGGAGAGCAAGGUCAACAAGAAGCUGUUCCUGGAGAACCUGCGGAAGGCGCUGGCGGGGCACGGCGGCAGCAAGCAGCUGACCGAGAGCGCGGCCAUCGCCUGUGUCAAGCUGUGCAAAGCCUCCACCUACAUCAACUGGGAGGACCACUCCGUCAUCUUCGUCCUGGUGCAGUCCAUCGUCAUGGACCUGAAGGCACUGCUCUUCAACCCAGCCAAACCUUUCUCACGAGGGGCGGGCAGCCAGAGUGCAGAUGUGGACCUCAUGAUCGACUGCUUUGUCUCCUGUUUCCGCAUCAAUCCUCACAACAACCAGCACUUUAAGGUGUGUCUAGCCUCCUCAUCCCCGCCCACCUUCCACUUUGUCUUGGUGAACUCCCUGCACCGGAUCAUCACUAAUUCUCCUUUGGACUGGUGGCCCAAGAUUGACGCGGUGUACACGUACUCGGGGGAGCUGCGUACCAUGUUCUCAGAGACGCUGGGCCGCGUGCUGCAGGGCUACAGCACACAUGCCCCCCUGCGCAUGACGCCGAGUCUCACCUUUAAAGAGAAGAUGACCAGUCUUAAAUUCAAAGAGAAGACGACAGACCUGGACACCAGGAGCUAUAAGUACCUGCUGCUGGCUGUGGUCAAGCUGAUCCACGCUGACCCCAAACUCAUGCUGCACAACCCCGGUAAGCAGGAGAUCCAGUGCAGCACAGUGGAGCUGAUCACAGGGCUGAUGCAGCUGGUUCCUCUGGCCAGCAUGGGGGAGAUUGCUCAGGAGGCCAUGGAGGCCUUGUUAGUCUUACAUCAGCCGGAAAUCAUUGAGCUGUGGAAUCCAGACGCUCCCAUCGAGACCUUCUGGGACAUCAGCUCCCAGGUCCUGUUCUUCAUCUGCAAGAAGCUGAUUGGACACCAGAUGAUCAACAGCACAGAGAUCCUCAAGUGGCUACGGGAGAUCCUCAUCUGCAGGAACAAAUUCCUUCUCAGGAACAAGGAGAGCGCCACCAUGGGCAGUGGGAUCCCCAUCUGCCGGCAGGCACAGACCAAGCUGGAGGUGUGUCUGUACAUGUUCCUGUGGAGCCCCGACAUGGAGGCCGUGCUGGUGGCCAUGUCCUGCUUCCGCCACCUGUGCGAGGAGGCCGACAUCCGCUGUGGUGUGGACGAGGUCCCCGUGCAGACCAUCCUGCCCAACUACAUCACCUUCAUCGACUUCGCCUCCGUCAGCAACAUGAUGUCCACGGGCCGCACCGCCCUGCAGAAGCGAGUGAUGGCGCUGUUGAGGAGGAUAGAACACCCCACUGCUGGAAACACAGAGGCAUGGGAGGACACGCAUGCAAAGUGGGAACACGCCACUAAAUUAAUUCUUAAUCACCCAAAGACAAAAAUCGAGGAUGGACAGGAGUGGAUCAACAUGACCGGCUUCCUGUGCGCCCUGGGCGGGGUGUGCCUGCAGCAGCGCAGCAUGCCCGGCCUGGCCACCUACAGCCCGCCCAUGGGCCCCCUGAGCGAGCGCAAGGGCUCCAUGAUCUCCAUGGGCUCCAGCGAAGGCAACGUGGACACGCCGCUCAGCAAGUUCCUGGACCGGCUGCUGUCGCUCAUGGUGUGCAGCCACGAGAAGGGCCUGCAGAUCCGCACCAACGUCAAGGACCUGGUGGGCCUGGAGCUCAGUCCCGCGCUCUACCCCAUGCUCUUCAACAAGCUCAAGAACAGCAUCAGCCGCUUCUUCGACGCCCAGGGCCCGGUCCCCAUAAACGACACCAACACGCAGUUUGUGGAGCAGACCAUCGCCAUCAUGAAGAACCUUCUGGACAACCAUACAGAGGGCAGCUCUGAGCAUCUGGGUCAGGCCAGCAUUGAGACCAUGAUGCUGAACCUGGUCAGGUACGUGCGUAUCCUUGGCAACAUGGUGCACGCCAUCCAGAUCAAGACCAAGCUGUGUCAGCUGGUGGAGGUGAUGAUGGAGCGCAGGGACGACCUCUCCUUCUGUCAGGAGAUGAAGUUCAGGAAUAAGAUGGUGGAGUACCUGACAGACUGGGUGAUGGGCACCUCCAACCAGGCGGCGGACGAUACCGUGAAGUGCCUGACGCGGGACCUGGACCAGGCCAGCAUGGAGGCGGUGGUGUCUCUGCUGGCCGGCCUGCCCCUGCAGCCUGAGGAGGGCGAUGGCGUGGAGUUGAUGGAGGCCAAGUCCCAGCUCUUCCUGAAGUACUUCACGCUGUUCAUGAACCUGCUGAACGACUGCAGCGAGGUGGAGGAUGACGGACAGCAGGUGGGCGGGCGCAAGCGCGGGAUGUCCCGCCGCCUGGCGUCCCUGCGGCACUGCACCGUCCUGGCCAUGUCCAACCUGCUCAACGCCAACGUCGACAGUGGCCUCAUGCACUCCAUUGGCUUGGGCUACCACAAGGACCUCCAGACGCGAGCUACCUUCAUGGAGGUGCUGACCAAGAUCUUGCAGCAGGGUACGGAGUUCGACACGCUGGCCGAGACGGUGCUGGCCGACCGCUUCGAGAGGCUGGUGGAGCUGGUCACCAUGAUGGGAGACCAGGGAGAGCUUCCCAUCGCCAUGGCUCUGGCCAACGUGGUGCCUUGCUCUCAGUGGGACGAGCUGGCCCGGGUCUUGGUGACCCUCUUCGACUCCCGCCACCUGCUGUACCAGCUGCUGUGGAACAUGUUCUCCAAGGAAGUGGAGCUGGCCGACUCCAUGCAGACACUCUUCAGAGGAAACAGCCUGGCCAGUAAAAUCAUGACCUUUUGUUUCAAGGUAUAUGGCGCCACCUACCUGCAGAAGCUUCUGGAGCCACUGCUCAGAGGGGUCAUCACGGCCCCCGAGUGGCAGAUGAUAAGCUUUGAGGUAGACCCCACCAGGCUGGAGCCCACGGAGAGCCUGGACGAGAACCAGCGCAACCUGCUGCAGAUCACCAACCGCUUCUUCCUGGCCAUCAUCAACUCGUCCUGCGAGUUCCCUCCGCAGCUGCGUAGCGUGUGCCACUGUCUGUUCCAGGCAACUUGCCACUCUCUACUGAAUAAAGCCACAGUUAAAGAAAAAAAGGAAAGCAAAAAAUCAGUGGUUAGUCAGCGCUUUCCUCAGAACAGCAUCGGCGCCGUGGGCAGUGCCAUGUUCCUGCGCUUCAUCAACCCCGCCAUCGUCUCUCCGUACGAGGCGGGGAUCCUGGAGAAAAAGCCCCCGCCUCGCAUCGAGAGAGGCCUCAAGCUCAUGUCCAAAAUUCUGCAGAGUAUUGCUAAUCACGUUUUGUUUACAAAAGAGGAGCACAUGAGGCCUUUCAAUGAUUUUGUGAAGGGCAACUUCGAUGCAGCAAGAAGGUUUUUCCUGGACAUUGCGUCUGACUGCCCGGCCAGCGACUCGGUGAACCACAGCCUGUCCUUCAUCAGCGACGGAAAUGUGCUGGCCCUUCAUCGGCUGCUAUGGAACAACCAGGAGAAGAUCGGACAGUACCUGUCCAGCAACCGGGACCACAAGGCUGUGGGCAGGAGGCCUUUUGACAAGAUGGCCACACUCUUGGCUUAUCUGGGCCCCCCAGAACACAAGCCUGUUGCCGACACACACUGGUCCAGCCUCAACCUCACAAGCUCCAAGUUCGAGGAGUUCAUGACCAGGCACCAGGUCCAUGAGAAAGAGGAGUUCAAAGCACUCAAGACUCUUAACAUCUUCUACCAGGCCGGGACCUCCAAGAACGGGAACCCUGUCUUCUACUACAUCACACGCAGGUUUAAGACGGGUCAGAUCAAUGGUGACCUGCUCAUCUACCAUGUGCUGCUCACCCUCAAGCCCUACUAUGCCAAGCCCUACGAGAUCGUGGUGGACCUGACCCAUGCCGGGCCCAGCAACCGCUUCAAGACGGACUUCCUGUCCAAGUGGUUUGUGGUGUUUCCGGGCUUCGCCUACGAGAACGUGGCAGCCAUCUACAUCUACAACUGCAACUCGUGGGUGAGGGAGUACACCAAGUACCACGAGCGGCUGCUCACGGGCCUGAAGGGCAGCAAGAAGCUGCUGUUCAUCGACUCGCCGGGCCGCCUGGCCGAGCACGUGGAGCCCGACCAGCAGAAGCUGCCUGCGGCCACGCUGGCCCUGGAGGAGGACCUCAAGGUCUUCCACAACGCCCUCAAACUGGCCCACAAGGACACCAAGGUCUCCAUUAAGGUGGGCUCCACAGCCGUGCAGGUGACGUCGGCGGAGCGCACGCGCGUCCUGGGCCAGUCCGUCUUCCUCAACGACAUCUACUACGCCUCGGAGAUCGAAGAGAUCUGCUUGGUGGACGAGAACCAGUUCACCCUGACCAUCGCCAACCAGGGCACGCCGCUCACGUUCAUGCACCAGGAGUGUGAGGCCAUCGUCCACUCCAUCAUCCACAUCCGCACGCGCUGGGAACUGUCCCAGCCUGACUCCAUCCCUCAGCACACCAAAAUCCGCCCCAAAGACGUCCCCGGCACCCUUCUCAACAUCGCCCUGCUCAACCUGGGCAGCUCCGACCCCAGCCUGAGGUCAGCGGCCUACAACCUGCUCUGCGCUCUCACCUGCACCUUCAACCUCAAGAUCGAGGGCCAGCUACUGGAGACGUCCGGCCUCUGCAUCCCAGCCAACAACACACUCUUCAUCGUCUCCAUCAGCAAGACGCUGGCGGCCAACGAGCCCCAUCUCACGCUCGAGUUCCUGGAGGAGUGCAUCUCCGGCUUCAGCAAGUCCAGUAUCGAGCUCAAGCACCUGUGCCUGGAGUACAUGACGCCCUGGCUGCUCAACCUGGUGCGCUUCUGCAAGCACAACGACGACGCCAAGCGCCAGCGCGUCACCGCCAUCCUGGACAAGCUCAUCACCAUGACCAUCAAUGAGAAGCAGAUGUACCCCUCCAUCCAGGCUAAGAUCUGGGGCAGCCUGGGACAGAUAACGGACCUCCUGGACGUGGUGCUGGACAGCUUCAUCAAGACCAGCGCCACAGGCGGCCUGGGCUCCAUCAAGGCCGAGGUGAUGGCCGACACCGCCGUGGCACUGGCCUCGGGGAACGUCAAACUGGUGUCCAGUAAGGUGAUCAUUAGGAUGUGCAAGAUCAUCGACAAGACGUGCCUCUCACCCACGCCCACUCUGGAGCAGCACCUGAUGUGGGACGACAUCGCCAUCCUGGCGCGCUACAUGCUGAUGCUCUCUUUCAACAACUCGCUGGACGUGGCCACCCACCUGCCCUACCUCUUCCACGUGGUGACCCUCCUGGUGGCCACGGGGCCCCUGUCACUCCGCGCCUCCACUCACGGCCUGGUCAUCAACAUCAUCCACUCCCUCUGCACCUGCUCCCAGCUCAACUUCAGUGAGGAGACUAAGCAGGUUCUGAGGCUCAGCCUGACCGAGUUCUCCCUGCCCAAAUUCUACCUGCUCUUCGGCAUCAGCAAGGUCAAGUCUGCCGCGGUCAUCGCCUUCCGCUCCAGCUACCGGGACCGCUCCUUCUCCCCGGGGUCUUACGAGAGGGAGACGUUCGCCCUGUCCUCUCUGGAGACCGUCACCGAGGCCCUUCUGGAGAUCAUGGAGGCCUGCAUGAGAGACAUCCCAUCAUGCAAGUGGCUAGACCAGUGGACGGAGCUUGCGCAAAAGUUUGCGUUCCAGUACAAUCCGUCCCUGCAGCCGAGGGCCCUAGUGGUGUUCGGCUGCAUCAGCAAGCGCGUCUCACACGGGCAGAUCAAACAGAUCAUCCGCAUCCUCAGUAAGGCAAGUCCGCUGCUCAGCAUUGACAGGGGUCUAGAGAGCUGCUUAAAGGGCCCAGAUAAUUACAACAGCCAGGUGCUAAUAGAGGCCACUGUCAUUGCCCUGACUAAACUGCAGCCGCUUCUCAACAAGGACUCGCCCAUGCACAAGGCCCUGUUCUGGGUGGCGGUGGCGGUGCUGCAGCUGGACGAGGUGAACCUGUACUCAGCCGGGACGGCGCUGCUGGAGCAGAACCUGCACACUCUGGACAGCCUGCGUGCCUUUAACGACAAGAGCCCAGAGGAAGUGUUCAUGGAGAUCCGAAAACCGCUGGAGUGGCACUGCAAGCAGAUGGAUCACUUCGUGGGCCUCAACUUCAACUCCAACUUCAACUUUGCACUAGUGGGCCACCUGCUGAAAGGGUACCGGCACCCCUCCCCCACCACAGUGGCGCGGACGGUGCGAAUCCUACACACGUUGCUCGCCCUGGUGGGGAAACACUUAAACUGCGACAAGUUUGAGGUGAACACCCAGAGCGUGGCCUACCUGGCAGCUCUGCUCACCGUCUCGGAGGAGGUGCGCAGCCGCUGCAGCCUGAAGCACAGGAAAUCGCUGCUGCUCUCCGAGGUCGCCAUGGAGAAUGUUCCCAUGGACACGUACUCUGUGCAUCCCAACGACCCCAGCUGCAGGACUCUGCGCGAGAGCCAGCCCUGGGCGUCCCCCAAAGUGGAGCGUUACCUGGUGGCCAGCUACCCCAUAGUGGGGCAGAUAAGCCCCCGUACGCGCAAGUCCAUGAGUCUGGACAUGGGGCAGCCCUCCCAAGCCAACACAAAGAAGCUGCUUGGCACGAGGAAGAGUUUCGACCACUUGAUUUCAGACACGAAAGCACCAAAGAGACCAGAGAUGGAAUCCGGCAUCACCACGCCCCCCAAGAUGCGGAGAGUGGCCGAGAACGAUUACGAAAUAGAGACCCAAAGAAUAGCAAAUUCACAGCACCACCACCUCCGUAAGGUGUCUGUGUCGGAGUCCAACGUGCUGCUGGAUGAGGAGGUUCUCACUGACCCUAAGAUCCAGGCCCUGCUCCUGACUGUCUUGGCCACGUUGGUGAAGAACACGACGGAUGAAUUUGACCAGAGGAUCCUCUAUGAGUUUUUAGCUGAAGCUAGCGUUGUCUUCCCAAAGGUCUUUCCAGUUGUCCAUAACUUACUGGACUCGAAGAUAAAUACCCUUCUAUCACUGUGCCAAGACCCCAAUCUCCUGAACCCCAUCCACGGCAUCGUGCAGAACGUGGUGUACCACGAGGAGACCCCUCCGCAGUACCAGCCUUCGUACCUGCAGAGCUUCGGGUUCAACGGGUUAUGGAGAUUCGCCGGGCCCUUCUCAAAGCAAACUCAGAUCCCGGACUACGCAGAGCUGAUUGUGAAAUUCUUGGACGCUUUGAUCGACAUCUACCUGCCGGGGAUCGACGAGGAGACGAGCGAAGAGUCGCUGCGGACGCCCACGUCGCCGUACCCCCCACCCGUCCAGAGCCAGCUCAGCAUUACCGCCAACCUCAACCUCUCCAACUCCAUGACCUCACUCGCCACCUCUCAGCACUCCCCAGGCAUCGAUAAGGAGAACGUGGAGCUGUCUCCCACCAGCGGCCACAGCAGCAGCGGCCGCACGCGGCACGGCUCGGCCAGCCAGGUGCAGAAGCAGCGCAGCGCGGGCAGCUUCAAGAGGUCCAGCAUCAAGAAGAUCGUGUGAGAGGAGCACCCAGAACAACCCCCACCCAACCCCCUCUACCCCCCGGGCUCUGGCCCCACCACGCCAGGCGUCCUGCUGCAAAUUCUUUUCUCUCCCUCCUCCUCCUCCUCCCACCCCCCUAGUUAGUCCUCGUUUUUUUUUCUUUUUUCAUUUUGUAUGUUUUUGUUUAUCUUUGCCAAGUUUGCCUGACGAUCAACAUUUAUUGAAGAACUGCCUGAAUUUAAAGCAUUGUUUUGUUUUUUUGUUUUUUUGUUUGUUUCUUUUUUUUAAAGCCAGUCAGUGUUUGAGUUGAAAAGAAAAUAACUCCUCCACCUGCCCCCCCCCCCCCCCUUUUUUUUGGUUUGUUUGCAGGAUGCAUUCAUUUACAUGAGUUUAAAAUAGAUUAGACAGGAAUUUUUUUUGUAUAUAUUUUAAUGGAAGGAAAGCACUAAAUCUCACAACACUGCAGAUACUGGUCAUGUGUAAGCUAUUAUUGCUCCAAGUCCUCACUUUUCUUUGUUUCUUUAUUUUUCGAGUUCAGAAGUGCUGAUGAAAGAAAUUGUACAUCAUUGGCAAAUGUUCCCACAGUAUGGCUUUUUUAUCUAUGAUGGAUUGGGGAUGUACAUGGGGUUUAGAUGUCUGCUAGGAACACUGUUGUCACUGCAUUUCUCCCGAAGCUGAGUGAGUUUAGCCAACGGUUGAGAGUAUGAGCGUUUCAGCAGUCUGGACUGUAAGGCUUGAGGACAGACUUCAUAGGGGGCAGUGGACUGGAUUUAGGGUUUGUCACGUUCAGCAUUUCCAAGAAAGUGUCUUCAGUAGGUUCCUGAAAUGCGCAGCCACUAACCAAACUGCUGGAGGAACACCUAAAAAAAACAAAAACAUUUCCCCCAAAGCCAAAGGGGUACACACCCCUGUUUUAGCUUUGUCAGCACUUCAACUGGGAAAUCAUAAGUGUAUGUAUCUAUAUAAGAAGGCUGGACACGAUCCCAAAUAUGAAAAAAACGAAAAACUUUUAAUCACAAAAGCCAAUAAGAAAGGACUAUUUUAAAGAUAAUGAUGAUUAUAAUAAUCAUAAGGACAUGCAUGCACACGCAGUAUUGGAUAUGUUUUUCUGCUGUGCGCCUUUGCCAGAUGGUUAUAACGGGGGGGAAAUGGUAAAGCUUUCCUUUGGAAAGUAAGAACAGGUACGAGAAAAUAACACUAAAGAAUGCUGUCCUUAUCCCACUAGUGUUUCUAGUAGCAGGCCUUGUAAAUGUGCUAAUGUUUCUUUGGAAUUUCUGAGCAGUUUACGAUGGACUAAUUUCUCAAUUGAACACCUCAAAUUCACCUUGAUUUGUAUUUUUAAGCUUGUUCGCUGAUUGUUACAGUUUGCUCCUUGUAUCUGAAAUAUAAUUUGAAUAUGAACGUUUAAGACCAAUAGAAACAAGUGUAGUCUGUCCUGCUAGAUGGGGUGACUUGCUUGAAACAUCAGCUCUGCCUGUUGCUAGGACGCUGUAAGAUAACUGACAUGAAACUGUCCAUGUAAAAUGUAUAUACAGCGAUGAUCAGCGUUAUAAACUGAAUCUUAUGAAAGGCAAAUAUACAAUCAAUACCCACCUGCCUGAAGGUAAUCGCCCCGUUUGGCUGAAUAUUCAGUACAACUGCUAAAUAUUCAUAACUUUUUCAGAACAUUCAUUCAAACCCAACUGAUUGCAAGAUGCUAGGUUAAGCAUGUAAAUAUUUAAGCACCUUUAUAGAUUAAACAAUGCUGUCAUUCUAUUUGUUUAAAGUACAGAAGAUGCAAAUCUAAUAUGUUAAAAUGAAUUAGCCAAAAAUGCAUUUGAGACUGUAUGUCAAUAUUUUGACCUUCUCAAAGGUAAAUAUGUCAUAACGCUCCGUGGUUGAUUGACACUGAACAUUAACAAAAUGAAGCGUUGAAAGCACAGGAGUUGAUAUCUCUGUGACUGUCAGGCAGACGAGACGGAGGUUGGGCGUUGUUGGGGAGAAACAGCUCGCUGAUGACUACCUUUAGGGACCCUCAGCACACAACUGAAGUCUUGAUUAACUCCCAUGAAUCAGUGCAGCGGCCCACUGGGAUUUGGCACCAAUUACUGGAGAGCAGGAAAAUCAACAAAUGGAAACUUCAAACUAAUUGCUGGUUUUAUCUUUGUUUUUUUAUAUUGUACGAUGUCAGACCCCCCUGUGAGUGAGGAACAGUUGUAGCGUACCUUCCUCUAGCCGUACCUUACAUUACAGAGGGUCUCUUCUUCUGGCCCUAUCAGACGGUUCCUUACAUUAUAGGGGCUUCCUUCCUCUAGCUGUACCAUGGAGGUCCUUACAUUACAGAGGGUUCCUUUUUCCUGCCCUAUCAGACAGUUCCUUACAUUGCAGAGGGUUCCUUCCUCUAGCUCUAUCAGACGGUUCCUUACAUUGCAGAGGGUUCCUUCCUCUAGCCCUAUCAGAUUGUUCCUUACAUUGCAGAGGGUUCCGUCCUCUGUCGGCAGCCUCAAUGGCCCCGCCUCCCUCUGCCUCUGUUGUACAGCGGUUCUGAGGGAACACAUGGCUGGGGAAGAACCUACGCAUGUGCUCUAGACCACGGGUCAGAAGCUGGGAUUUUGUUUUGUUGCUGGCCGUUGUGUCCACUAAGUCAUUCUAAUUGUGCUUUCCAAAAAACCUUUUUUUUUUUUUGGAGAAACAGUCUAGCCCUGUUUGCAAGUUCUGAUAUUGAACUAAUAAGAAACUGUAUGGUGAGAGCAGCAAAAAAGGGUGUGAGUAGCAGAAUAGUUGGUGUGACACAUUGGCUAAAUUCAACUGAAAACCAUCAAGUUGUCUUAACAACAGAAGUGCUUUUUAUGUGUUUUUUUUUUUGGUUUUUUUUAUCAUGUUAGUGUGCAUAACCAUAUUCAAAACUAUAUUGGGGGAAAAAAAACUGAAAAGUUAAAAAUGCACUCAGUAGUUUUUGGUAACCAUUAACCAGUAAAUCUGAUCAAGCGUGUUGGCUCUAGAGAGAGCAAAUGAACCCUGUAUAAUAAACUAGUAGUGCUCAGUAGGUGAAUUUUGUUUACAUGUUUUAUAUACUUGAAUCUGGAGGACAUAUGUCUAUUUAAGCAGUCCUCCUUCUCAAAGAGAGAAUGCUAAGGGAAAACUAAAAAGGCUUUCAAAAUAUAACUGAACAAGGGUACCAAACACAGUCUGACAAAUGUGUUACACAGUGCGAUAUGGUGUAUGGAAAGCCAAAGUCUUGGAAUUACAGUAAAGUUCAAGAAUAAGCUCCUAUACCACUUAGCUUGAAGGCAAACUAUUUCAAAUAGAAAUGUAGUAGUUUGCUUUCAGUAAAAGGCUUGUAGGUUGGGGUUGUGUGCAAAACUUAUAAUUGAAAAAAUAUGGACCAAGCCAUGAAUCCGCAAACUACAAGGAUAUUUCUCUUCUUUUUUUUUUUUUUCUUUUACACAAAAUACAUUUUUAAUAAAAGUAAAGCCAAAAGAAUGUUCUACAACUUGUUUCUAGGUUGCAUUCCGGGCCUUUGCGUUUCUUGCUACUUGGCUUCUGCCACAGGCUACUCCAUAUUGCUGCAGAUGAUGCAGGUCUGUCUGUCAUCUUCUGAGGUUUUGAAGAUACUUUUUUUGGCUAAGUUUAUACUGUGGACUUUGCCUGUCUGUUUUAAUUCAUGCAUGAGGUGUAUUUGCAUCUUAAUUACUUCAUAACAUUUAUGUUUCUUAUUGGCAUGUCCCAGAUCUGUGGGAGUAUUCAGAAAGCUUGUGGCCGAUUUUACUGAGGGUUUUUUGCCUCCUUGUGUCAGAUUUAGACAGUAUUUGAAAAAAAUCUGGACUGAAUGAUAAAAAUGAGUUUCUCAGAGUUUUUUGGUCAUCUUUCUGUGACAGGAUUGUCAUACAUUGUACCACAGUUGUAUCUUCCAGCAAUAUUGCCAGUAGAAUUCCUUCAAGAUCGUGAGCUCACCAAGUACAAAUUGCGCUUUAAGAACACCUUAAAUGACCUAAAUCUUUAAACAUAUUGGCAGUUCAAAUUAAGUUUUAGAUGGAUUAAACUUGGUCCUCACCCAACAGCUUGCAGUUCAUUGUUUUCUAAAGGAGUGUAAAUCCCGGGUAUAAAGUCUCCAAUUCCCCACACUAGUUCAUAUUUCUCCUCAAUAGAGAGCUGUUCUAAGUCCUGCCAGGAUACUGUCAGGAGCCAAUUAAUCUGUUCAGAAAAUAUUCCUCAAGUCACUUUUCGUCAUACAAUACUGAACAGGAUUUACUUAUACUGGAACCUGAAUAGUCAACAUUUUAUCAGUUGUAGUAUUCUCUCAGUGAGUUUGUUUUGCCAUACUGCAUCACAGUUGCAUUGUAUCCUUUUUUAUUUUUAAUAUGAAUAUGGUCAACUUAUGUGGACAAAGAUGGUGCCAAUUCACUGAUAAAUCUUUUUAUGGGGAGAGUACUUGGCUUGAUUGAACAGAACAGAGCAUUGGUGGGACUAUCCAGACAAAUCUGUCAUUUCUUCACUCUGUGGGACUAGGGCUUGAUGCAUCCAACAGGUAGCAUGCUGACAGGGUGCCAGGAGUCAGAGCACGAAACAGACAAAGCCACAGCCUUUUUUGUUUUGUUUUUGGGGAGCAGGGGAGGGGUGGGGGUGACUGAGCUGUGUGUAUAGUUGUAGACUUGCACUAUUCCAAACCGCAGUCAAACAUUUUGUUCUGUAAAGUGUGAUGACCUAAAAUUAGGCACGUCUUACUCAAUGUUAUGCAAAACUGAUUUUUUGCCACAUGAAGUCACUUUUGAGCGUUGGCCACACUUUUCUGUUUAAGCUGUACGCUUCACCUCUGUAAAUAUUUUUGUGUAAAAUUUGACAGAAAGGUAUAUUUACUACACUGUAAAUACAUGUGACGAUAUAUUGUAUUAUUUUGCUUUUUGUAAAGCAGUUAGUUGCUGUACAUGUAUAACAUACAAAUUGAAUUAUUCUAGUGUUAGGUAUAACCUCUCUUUCUCUCUCAUUCUCUCUCUCUCUACCAUCACUGCAUUGUCAUUAAACAUAUUGAGGAAAAAGUUAAACCAAGAAUAUAAAUGACUAUGUAGUUUACACCCAUACUGUAUAAUAAGUUCCUGUCCUCAUUGAAUCUCACAAUUACAAAUGCUACCCUAAUAAAAAAGAAAAAACAUUUCAAUCUUGUUCAUGCUGUGUGGCAAAAUCAUGCCAGAGAACUUGACAAACUGCUGUUAACAUUGGAUAUGUUACCUGUAGAUCCCAUUUUAGAAAUCAUUGUUUGAAAACUAGCUCCCACCGUCUUCUCCUUUGCCAUUUAUGUCCCUCAAUGUAUGUAUUCCUUUUUUGGAAGUAAAAUGUAAAUUCAACCUGUUAAAAA